Cryptomeria japonica (Japanese cedar) is the source of this 1910-nucleotide messenger RNA. Its product is annotated as putative UPF0481 protein At3g02645. The transcript is spliced from 2 exons. NCBI's taxonomy places the organism in Eukaryota, Viridiplantae, Streptophyta, Pinopsida, Cupressales, Cupressaceae. The record is from RefSeq and is a predicted model, not a curated record. Bases 190 to 1665 code for a protein of 491 amino acids.
AAAACGGGCUUUGCGUGGGGCGAGGCCGAUAAAUACCACACCAACGAGGGCUAAAUAGUCACGCUUCGGAGAGUUGCGCAUCAGUCAGAAGUUCCACGGUUCAACAUUUGUGGUUUUAUCUUGCACUAGCAGAGAUCUGCAGAACAUUGUCCGAACAGUGGUGUGAAAGAUAAAAAAGGCAGAAAAGACAUGGCUCUUUCAAACAACCAUAGUUCUGUGAUCAAGGGUAAACAAAAUGAUAUUCCUGUAUCAAGUUGUGGAAGCCAACGACAAGGCGAUGGCUCGCGUAAUAUCUGCCAAGGGGGUGAAAAGGUGUGUAUUUUUAAGGUGCCUGACCCGAUGAUCAAUAGUAAUAGGGAUGCUUAUGUUCCUUGCAUUGUAUCGUUAGGUCCUUACCACCAAGGUGAAAAAAGUACAAUGGAUAAAUAUAAACGUCAAGCUGUUCGUAGAUUAGCGACACGGAUAAACAAAAAAGAAGAAUGUUUGAUGGAAGAGAUUCAAAAGUUAGAGAAAGAAAUCAGGGAGCACUAUGAAGAAGAAGAAAUAAAUUGCGAUGGAGAAAAAUUGUGGUGGAUGAUGACAGAUGAUGCCUGUUUCAUUCUUGAAUUCUUCAAGUGUGCAGCGGAAACAAGAGAUGAUCAGAAUAUCCAAGGUUGCUAUAGCCAUGUUUUCCAAAAUAAGGGUUACAAGAACUGUAUGCAUAGUGCUAUAUUAACUGACAUUAUGAAGUUGCAAAAUCAGGUUCCUAUGUUUAUUCUCAUCAAACUACUUCAAUUGGAGUUUGCUGAUGCAAAAAGAGAAUUAGCUAGAAUAUUGAGCAACUCCAACCCGUUUAAAGGAUUUCCUUUCAAUUCAAAACAGGAAAAUGAUGAGGAUAUAAAAUCAAAGCUGGAAAAAUAUAUUGAGGAAAAUCCAUGUCAUUUAUUGGAUUUGUAUAGAAUGGUGAUUAGUGAUCGGUUAAUUCCAAGCUCAGAAUCGUUCAGGGCAGAAUCGUCUAGGUCAGAAUUGUCUACUGCUUAUAGAUGUGGUUAUCAGCAACUACCUUCUUCCAAUGUUGGUGCUCAACCUCACAAAGAUAAGGAAAAAUUAGAGAGGUAUAUCCCUUGUGCCGAAAAAUUAGAGAACGCUGGUAUUGAAAUUAAAUCAGGCCCUAUCAAGUUUCAAAAGACAAAGUUUGGAAUCAGUAAGCUUUUCCUUCCUCAAAUCACGGUAAAGUAUAGGACAGAAACAUUGCUGCGGAACCUGGUUGCUUAUGAAGAGUGUCAAAGGUGUUCAUCGAAUCCAAAAAAACCUGUGAUUUCAAGUUAUGUAAAUCUCUUAGAUAAACUAAUUGAUUCAGAGAAAGAUGUUGCCUUGCUUCAUGAUUCCAAAAUCAUUAAGAGCUUCGUCGGCAGUGAUGAAGUUAUAGUUGGCAUGUUCAACAAACUUGCAAUUGGAAUGACAGUUGAACCUCCUGAUGGUGAUAGAAUCGAAAAUUUUGAAUCAAUUCCUCAGCUUGACGAGGUAAUGGCAGACGCGCGAAAGCAUUACAAAAAUAAAUGGAAUCGGUUGAUGAGCGAGUUUCACCAAACGUAUUUUUCAAAGCCGUGGUAUAUUGUGUCUCUUUUGGCGGCGACAGCUCUUCUGGUUAUGACACUUAUUCAAACUGUGUAUGCAGUGAAGUAGAGUAGAAUUUAUUAUUGUUCAAUCUUGAAUCAUGACUUGAUAUUUGUUAAGCUCGUCAGAAUCAAUUCUGAAUUAUUUAGGGCUAGAUGGUUUUGCUCUAGAUUGGAUGGAUUUCUUUUUAAGGACGAUAUUAUAUUUUAUUCUAGUUAGCGUUUGAUUUUUAGAACAUUAAAUCUCUAUUAAUACCAACUCUUUAAUGUAUUUUGUUUGUUUUUUUAUUAAAUUAAUAAUUGCUUGUGUUAUGA